Molecule: messenger RNA, 711 nt
Organism: Adineta ricciae
Lineage: Eukaryota; Metazoa; Rotifera; Eurotatoria; Adinetida; Adinetidae
Source: the annotation of a GenBank genome assembly
AUGUUUCACGCUGCUGAGCUUAAUGCACUCGUCAAUUUCUUCCUGAUGUUUUCCGCUGAUAAACCAAUUGAUUGGUUGCUUGAAUAUUAUCAAGACACGAAAUACUGUUCGUUUGGUGUAGAUGUUCAAUCGUGCACCCGAACGAAAGGUUUACAUCGCUUCCGUUUUCGCCCGUCUCUUUUUCAACAUAUUGGAAUAUACUCCUCGUUAAAAGGCAAAAUACAGAAGCUCAAAGACAAAGAUUUCGGUAAAAAUGUCAAGUUAUUCAAGUCACAUCAGAAUCCACCAGUCUCAUCGAUUGCAUCAUCAUUAAAAAACUACGAAAAACAUACAUUAGCUAGUUGCUACGCAGGACAGAACUUCUUUUGGGCCUUACAACCGAAAAAAGAUGAUACAAUCGUGUUUAAAUACGAUCCUCCCAUCGCCCUCUCACGAGUUUAUUUCAAGUCGGGUAAUCCUGAACAUCCAGGAGAUAAAUUUUUCAAUACUACUGUCGAUAUACAACCUUACGUGCAACCGAAAGAGACACUACCGUAUACGAAAGAUAACGAUGGAUUUCAUACGGUAGCUAAUUUCGCGCACGACACUGGAAUUGCUGAAGCAUCAGUUGAUAAAGCAUUCGGACCAAUCUCUACUAUUCGUUUGAAAAUUCACUCGAAAUCGGAUGCGUGGGUGAUUUUGAAUGAGAUUCUUAUUGAACCAUUGAAAUAA